This is a messenger RNA of Cryptococcus amylolentus CBS 6039, 1671 nucleotides long. RefSeq lists its product as hypothetical. NCBI's taxonomy places the organism in Eukaryota, Fungi, Basidiomycota, Tremellomycetes, Tremellales, Cryptococcaceae. Gene Ontology annotation, cellular component: membrane. Gene Ontology annotation, biological process: transmembrane transport. The transcript is spliced from 7 exons. Gene Ontology annotation, molecular function: transmembrane transporter activity. Bases 1 to 1671 code for a protein of 556 amino acids. The record is from RefSeq and is a predicted model, not a curated record.
AUGUCGCUGAAAGAUGACAAGAAGCAAGCCAUCCUCUCCCUCGAGGACGUCAAGGAUGACACAGAGCAUAUCGAAGUCGCCCCCACAUCUACCAGCUAUGACGCCGAACAAGGUCAACCUUCUAAGAAGACUGUCAACAACCAGCUCGAUGAUGCCGCCAGGUUGCUAGAGGAAGCAGGGGGUCAUGUCGACUAUACUGCCGAGGACAAUAAGCGGGUUUUGCGCAAGAUUGAUCUUUUCGUUUGCUUGCCCAUGUGUCUGACAUACUUUAUCCAGCAGCUCGAUAAAUCAUCGGUUGGUUACGCGGCGGUCUUCAACCUGCAGGAGGAGACCAACUUGAAAGGCAUAGAGUACCCCUGGUUGACUUCUGUAGUAUACUGCGCCCAGCUUGUAUGCCAACCGCUGUCGUCUUACGCACUCAUCGUCUUGCCUGUUAAAUACUGGGUCGUCUUCAACAUGACUUCUUGGAGUAUCGUAACCAUGUGCACUGGCGCCGCCAAAAACUUUACCGGCCUCGUUCUCGCUCGAAUGUUCUUGGGGGUCUUCGAAGCCACCAUCAUGCCCUCGUUCAUCCUCAUCACCCAGAUGUGGUGGGUCCGCCGCGAACAAUCCUACCGCACAAUCGCCUAUCUGGUUGCCAACUCUGUCGCUGCCAUUCUCGGUCCGCUUCUCGCAUAUGCUAUCGGUAAGGCUGUCGAAGGCUCGUCCACCGUCAAGCCCUACCAAGGCAUCUUCCUCUUUAUGGGCGGUAUCUCGUUGGCUUUGGUGCCCUUGAUUUGGUUCAUGCUGCCCAAUUCGCCAACCACUGCCAAGUUUCUGCGUAAAGGCAACGACAGGCUCAUCGCCAUUGACCGGCUGAGAGACAACAACACUGGUACCAAGGCGUCCAAAUUCAAGUGGAACCAAUUCCGGGAGACGUACAAAGACCCCAAGACUUAUAUGUGGGCUGCGAUGUGGUUUUGCUGUGCUGUGCCCAGCGGUGGUAUAAGUGCGUUCGGUGGACUCAUCACCAAGGGCUUCGGCUUUGACGCAUUCACCACCAUCCUUCUCCAGAUGCCUCUCGGUGCCAUUGGAAUCAGCGGUACCCUCAUCUCUAUCUACAUUACAAACAAGUUCAAGCGUCGAUGGCCCGUCCUUGCUUGCGUUUGCCUCUUCCCCAUCGCCGGUGGUUGUGCUUUGACUCAAUUGCCACCGGGCCAUACGGGCGGCCUCAUGGCUAGUUACUAUGUUGCCUAUCUCUUCUCCGCUAUCCAACCAUUGCUGGUCAGUUGGUCCAACCUCAACUGUGCGGGUACGACCAAACGAGUCUUGACAACUGCCACCAUGUUUGGUGCCCUCACUAUCGGAAACAUCGUCGGCCCUCAAGUGUACCUAGCCAGAGAAGCCCCUCUCUAUCACUCCGGCCUUUACGUCGACAUUGGCUGUUGGUGCACCCUCCUCCUGCUCGUUAUUGCCAUGAGCUUCCACCUCCGACAGUUGAACCGCCUGCAAGAAGCCCGUCGGGUGAGCUUGGGCCUCCCUGCGAAUUUGAAGGAUGUAUCGAUCAUGAACAUUGAGGAGGCGGAGAGGUAUAGGGAAGAGCUGACGGAGAUGAUGAGGAUGAGGAGGCUGGAAGGGGCGGAGGGGGAGUUGAAUGAUCAUGCGUUCGAUGAUAUGACUGACUUUGAGUGA